CUUGGUUUGGGAGAGGAGCUGCACACUGACUUCAGCUGUGUUCAGAAGAACAGACAGGUUCUCCUUGCAAAGGGGGAGGGGGAGAGGAAGAGCCAUUCAUUUAUUCCUGAAAAGAAAAGAGAUAGGAAAUUGAAAAGCUAAUAUACAGAUAGACAUAUUUUAAAGAGAAGGAUGCUUUGGAAGAUUUUGCUGCUGCUGAUGUUCUAUUACAGUACUUAUGCCACUGCGACCCACAGAUGGAGCAGAGCUAUGCUUUUCCCAGCUGCUCAGCGAUUGAAGAGGUCCUCAGCUGCCUUCCUUAACCCAGUGCUACAAAACUCGUUGGAAGAUGUGAUCCUGCUUUACGAGUUUCUACUAGCUGAGCUUGACAUUGACAAAGGUCAGAGGAUCUCCAUCAAAGAUGAAGAGCUCGCUUCACUGCGGAAGGCUGCUGAGUUUGACACCAUCUGCAACGACAUUAUCCCCAAGAGCAUCACAGAGAUCCGCAGGCUGAGCAGUAGGCUGUCUUCAUACCCAAGGGUCCUCAAGAAAGAAGAUUUUGAAAGGACAGUACUGACUAUGGUCUACACUGCCUACAGGGCUGCUCAGUCCCAGGGCCAUCAGAAAGACAUUUGGGCUGAAUCCUUCGUUAAUCUUUACAAAGCCCUGAAGCACGACUUGAUGUUCCCAUACAACAAAGAGCCAUCAUAGUGGAAGAUGAUGCAAUAGCAACUCAGCCAGCUCUUCUGAUUGAUAUGGGACACAUGUAGCAGUCCAACACUUCUUUUCUGUAAAGUUUAAUAACCUGCUUCAUGAAAGAUUAUUUGUUUUCUAGCUCCCUCUUGUGGAAUUCACUUUAUAGUUCCAUGUUGAAUGGAGGAAAAUGUUAAUCUUCAGACCUUGGAAUACAAUUUUUGUGCUGCCUUAGAGGCACAUUCUCUAACAUGCAAAGAAGGGAGGCCGGUGUACACCCCAGACAGACAUGCCCCUGUUUUGUCCCAUGUGUUUCCCAUAAGCAAUGCAUAAGUGUACUAUGCUUAUGCUCAUGUACCUAUGGGUAUGUGCUGGAGAAUGCUGCUCUUGUAGAUGGAGAAAGAAGCUCAUAAUUUGUCUGCUCUGUAAAAGAAUAUUAUAAAGACAUGCAAAGGAAAAAGUAUAAUAACUGUCAGCCUUCAAAAAUUAUGCCACAUAUUAUUCAUUCAAAGUAUUCUUGCAAAUAAGCACUGUCUGAUUCACUUCAUUUUGCUGAGCCAGUUUUUCAUUGCAAUAACAUUUGCAGGAGACAAAGGGUAUUGUGGACAC
Messenger RNA from Dryobates pubescens (Downy woodpecker), 1281 nucleotides. RefSeq names its product family with sequence similarity 180 member A (gene FAM180A). The transcript has 3 exons. Bases 172 to 690 code for a protein of 172 amino acids. Lineage: Eukaryota; Metazoa; Chordata; Aves; Piciformes; Picidae. The record is from RefSeq and is a predicted model, not a curated record.